GAUCACAAUUCGCUCGUGAGCUUGACAGUCGCAGUGAGUUCGCACUGAGAGAGACGCAGAAAGGAGAAGUGAGGAGUCUUGGGAGGUCGUAGUUAAUGCAGCGCCAAACUAUAACGGAUCGGAUAGAACUGUAUCUGAAAUGCGUUGUUUAAGAGAUUUACGCGCGACUUUUAGGAGCUUUGGGAAUUAAAACGAGGCGCGCGCGCUCUUGCGGUUCAGAACGCUGGACAGCGAACUUAUCUUGCGCUUUAUUACACUUUUUUGGAGUUGAUAUAUGCGCUUUUAUAAGGAGAUUAAAAAGAGUAAACUCAUGAGGAAUCAUGGAUGUUCCCAAAUGUUUCCGAUCACCGGGCUUGGGUGCAACUCAACGAGACUUCUAAAGUGAGACAUGGACUUGGCGGAGAUCCUGCUAGCACUUUUCAUCGUCGUGGUUGCGACGGUCUCCUUGUUGUCCAACUUGCUAGUUUUGCUAUGUUUCGCGCACAGCAGCGAGAUACGCAGGCAGGUGCCGGGCAUUUUCACGACGAACUUGUCCUUUUGCAACCUGCUCAUCACCGUGCUGAACAUGCCGUCCACGCUGGUCGGGAUCGUAAAGGACCAGCAGCCUUUCGGGGACUGCCUGUGUCGCGCGGUCAGCUUCCUAGACACAUUCCUGACGGCCAAUGCGAUGCUAAGCAUGGCGGCGCUCAGUAUCGACCGCUGGAUCGCCGUGGUCUUCCCGCUGAGCUACUCGAGCAAGAUGCGGUGCCGGGACGCGCUGCUGAUGGUGUGCUACGCGUGGCUCCACUCGCUCGCCUUCUCCGUGGUGGCGCUGCUGCGCUCCUGGCUCGACUACAGCCGCGCGUACGCGUCCUGCACCUUGCGCCUGAACGCCGAGAGCUCCCGCACAGAUUUCGCCGCCUUCACCGUGGCCUUCCACGGCGCCAGCUUUAUGCUCUCGCUGCUCGUGUUGUGCGUGACUUACUUAAAAGUGCUCAAAGUCGCACGCUUUCAUUGCAAAAGGAUCGACAUUAUUACCAUGCAGACGCUCUUCUUGCUUGUUGAUAUACACCCAAGCGUUAAACAACGUUGUUUGGCUGAGCAAAAGCGGAGGAAACAGCGCGCGACUAAAAAAAUCAGUAUAUUUAUUGGAUCAUUUAUUAUUUGUUUCGCACCCUAUGUUAUAACCAGGCUGACAGAGCUUCUUCCCUUUGUGGAUAUCAACCGAUACUGGGGUAUCAUCAGCAAGUGCCUAACAUACAGCAAGGCAGCUUCAGAUCCUUUUGCAUAUUCCCUCUUGCGCCAACAGUACAAGAAAGUGCUUGUAACAGUUACCAAUCGGCUAUUGAAACGUGAUUUACACCCUUCCUCUGGACACAACAGCUCACUGGACACAGAAAAUGACUACUGUCUCCAAAGAAUCAGCUAAUGACAUUUUCCUAACACUGCAAGUAAAAAUUCUAAUGCUUAGAUGUAUGAGAGAGACAAAACGUGGAAAAGUGAUUGAGAGAGAGAGAGAGAGAGAGAGAGAGAGAGAGAGAGAGAGAGAGAGAGAGAGAGAGAGAGAGAGAGAGAGAGAGAGAGAGAGAGAUUAUCACUUAAAUUUAGAUGGAGAUGCAGACUGUUUGAUGCAUAUGAAGAUAUAUGGACUGGACAGCAGUGAUUAAUGUGGACAAAGGCAAUAUGUGACUAUGUGGCCAUGUGCUCUGUUCACAACACAAACAUCAAAGACAUCAGAAGACGAUAAUUAAACCUCAGCAGACAUACAGACACUGCUGAUCCAUCAUCUGCAAUGUGUGUGUUUUCUUUUAGGGUUUAUAUUUUCCCCAGAUUAUCAAUUCAGUGGAGAGUGAUAUGAUCUCUCCUGAACUAUGUGCCAUGCACUUGCAUGCACAGUAUGUUAAUGGAAUUGCUGAAUCUCUCAUAAUGGAUAAAAAUGUGUUUUAAUUGUUAGAUGUUUCUACUGAUAGACAACCAGGUUAUUUACAUAUUACAAACUGCCUCUUGUUCUUAAUUUAGUGUGAAUCUUUAUGAAUUCACUCAUUUAUAAAUUCAGAUCAGUCACUGGAAAAUACUGCACUUUGCUCUCAUAAAUUAUUUGUAACUAUUAGUUGCCAAACAGCUAAAGUAAAACAUAGUACGUGUAAUAGGUUGUAACUGAAUGUACUAGAUUCUUUUUGCAGCAGCAUAUUGUGCACAUUAAGUUGUUUUUACAGAAAAACAUAUAGUGUAUAUAUGUUGCACAAUAUGAAGUAAUUUAUAAUAUAAAUUAUGUUGUUUUUUCAUUAAGGCAGGUUUGUGGUAUUGGGAGUUAUGAACUUAUAAAAUGAUAAUGAAGUGAUUUAUACAGCCAUAUUUGUGUUGGUUUAGUUAUACAUGUACUGUUUUGUGGACAUGGUGAACAAAGGAAAAUAUAUGAAGCUAAAUGAAGCUGUGAAGUAUUUUAAGUUAAUGCAUGCCUCCAAUAAAUAAUACAAAAACACAGUGACCACAUCCCUUCAAAAGCAAAAAAUACAUUUGUGCCAGCUUGCUCCCAUGGAGUCUAUUCACCUAUCAGUGUAAAAAAAUAAAAUAAAAAUGAACACUGCUUUAUACACACUUAGUGGUUAAAGCUCCACAAUGAUGUGGAGAAGCAAAUGAAUGGAGAUGAUGACUAAUACAGAGAGUCUCUCAGGUUAAUGGUCAAGGCAUGAAAGCCUGCUGAUCUUUCAUGCUAAAUUCUAUUUUUGUCCCAACCGAGAAAAUACCUUUCUUUGUAAAUGCAAUAAAAACAGAAGACUAUUAGAACUGCCAGUUCUGGGGUUGACAUUUAACAUUAUACAUU
This is a messenger RNA of Tachysurus fulvidraco (yellow catfish), 2803 nucleotides long. RefSeq names its product G protein-coupled receptor 78b (gene gpr78b). Gene Ontology annotation, biological process: adenylate cyclase-activating G protein-coupled receptor signaling pathway. The transcript is spliced from 3 exons. Bases 389 to 1408 code for a protein of 339 amino acids. Gene Ontology annotation, molecular function: G protein-coupled receptor activity. Gene Ontology annotation, cellular component: membrane. The record is from RefSeq and is a predicted model, not a curated record. Lineage: Eukaryota; Metazoa; Chordata; Actinopteri; Siluriformes; Bagridae.